CCAAACACUCUCAUCUCAUUUCCUCUCUCCCUCUCUGCAGUCAACUCCCUCUCUUUCUCUCUCUAGAAAUUCAAACUUCCCAACGCACAAAAUGGACGGAAUCAGUUCCUCCUCCACCGACGACAACAGCACCACCAGCACCGACUCCAAUCACUGCAUCUCCCCACUACCGCCGCCGCCGCCCGCCCUCCUCCCUUUCCCCACCGCUCCCGCCAAGUCAUCCCUCUGCCGCGUCGGCAGCGGCGCCAGCAGCAGCGUCGUCCUCGACCCUGAAUCCGGCAUCGAAGCAGAGUCCCGCAAGCUCCCUUCCUCGAAAUACAAAGGCGUCGUCCCCCAGCCCAACGGCCGGUGGGGUGCCCAGAUUUACGAGAAGCACCAGCGCGUCUGGCUCGGCACCUUCAACCGCGAGGACGACGCCGCACGCGCCUACGACAUCGCCGCCCGACGCUUCCGCGGCCGCGACGCCGUCACCAAUUUCAAGCCCCCUCCUAAUUCGCCGGCCUCCGGCGGCGAACCGGACGACGACGGCAUCGAGCUGGAGUCCAAUUUCCUCAACUCCCAUUCCAAGGCCGAGAUCGUCGACAUGCUGCGAAAGCACACCUACGACGACGAGCUGGAGCAGAGCCGCCGGAAAGGGCAGGGGAUGAAACAGAGCAUCACCCGGUUCAAUCCAAAUUCCGGGUCGGACCGGUUCGAACGGUCGACCCGGGAGCCGCUGUUCGAAAAAGCGGUUACCCCGAGCGACGUGGGGAAAUUGAACCGACUCGUGAUCCCGAAACAGCACGCCGAGAAGCAUUUCCCACUGCAGAGCGGUGGGAAUAGCAGCAGCACGACGAAAGGCGUGCUGCUGAACUUCGAGGACGCGGCGGGGAAAGUGUGGCGGUUCAGGUACUCGUACUGGAACAGCAGCCAGAGCUACGUGCUGACAAAAGGGUGGAGCCGGUUCGUGAAGGAGAAGGGAUUGAAAGCCGGCGACAUUGUCAGCUUCCAGAGAUUCGCAGCCGCCGCGGGCGAGGAGCAGCAGCUGUACAUCGACUGGAGGCCCAGGGUUGGGCCGAACCAGGCGGUUUGCUCGGUGGUCCAACCGGUUCACAUGGUCCGGCUUUUCGGGGUGAACAUAUUUAAACUCCCCGGGAGCAGCGGUGACGGUGGUGGUGGGUGUAAUGGGAAGAGGUCGGUGAGGGAGAUGGAGAUGGUGGCGUUUGAAUGCAGUAAAAAACAGAGGAUUAUUGGAGCUUUGUAGCAUUUCUUUAUCAUCAUCACAAUGCAAAGAUCCAAUCUUUUCACUUUUUUUUUAGUUUCCCUUUUCUUUCCUCCUUGUGGGUAAUUUUGUUGUUUGUAAUUUCCCUUUCUCCUUUUGUUUCUUUUUCUUUUAGUUGUAGAUUUUAGAAUCUUAUGAUGAUGUGGAGAUAGGAGAAAGAGGAAGAGAAGAGGAAUGUGGGUAGGGGUGUGCUUGUGCACAAAGCAAGUUGCACAAAAGGGAGAAGAAAAAAAAAACUAUCAUAAUUUGUAUAUUACAAGACAAAAAGAUAGCUGGAAAAAUUAGGUCUUUUUUUAACUCUUAAUUGCAAAAUAAUAUCCGAAUAUAUUUCACAAUCAUUUUUUCUCAUUUUACAUUUACUACUAUUGAUCUCUCGUGUGUUCGUCUAAAUCAAUGAUUAUCUCAAGAAUAUUCAGCAAAUGAUUUGAUUAACAGAUAUAUUAUCAUAAAGAUCAAUCUGCAUAACGGAAAAACUGUACGAUUAAAUCUGAAACUGCACAGUGUCAUCUCAAAAUAAGACAUUUAAAUGAUU
Molecule: messenger RNA, 1793 nt
Organism: Linum trigynum
Lineage: Eukaryota; Viridiplantae; Streptophyta; Magnoliopsida; Malpighiales; Linaceae
Source: the annotation of a GenBank genome assembly